This is a messenger RNA of Puntigrus tetrazona (Sumatra barb), 2351 nucleotides long. It is a transcript of the gene tcf25, whose product is annotated as transcription factor 25 (basic helix-loop-helix). The transcript is spliced from 18 exons. The coding region runs from base 122 to 2059 and encodes 645 amino acids. The record is from RefSeq and is a predicted model, not a curated record. Gene Ontology annotation, molecular function: protein binding. Gene Ontology annotation, cellular component: RQC complex. NCBI's taxonomy places the organism in Eukaryota, Metazoa, Chordata, Actinopteri, Cypriniformes, Cyprinidae.
CCGUUUAACGUGACGCGUUUCCCAUGUAUUUAUAGCGUUUCCUGUUAAAUAUCAAAGUUGACUGGACAUUUGGCCUCGGUGCUAGAUUGUUGAUAAGUGAUCGGCGUGUCUGUCAUCCGACAUGUCAAGUCGCGCUUUGCGUAGGCUGAAGGGAGAGCAGCAAACUCAGGCUGAUUUAAACGCUUUUAAACUCGCUGAUGAAGAUGCCAGAGAUGAGGAGGGUCAGAUGAAGAGUGACGAAACUGCCAAUAAGCAGAAGAACAUAGGCAACAUCUUUGAGCUGAUAGGUGAGGCUGAUGUGGAUGCAAGCGUGUCAGAUGAGGAGACAGCAGAGAGAAUCACUGACAGACAAGGAGGAGGAGCUGCACUGAAGAAAGAUACCGUGAAGAAUGAGAAGUCAAACAAAAAAAAGAAAAAAAAGAAGAAAAAGACUGAGAGUGGAAAGGACGAUUUGAGUGUGGGAGAUGAUAUUGAUGCUUUCUUGGAGAGCCUGGAGAAGAAAAAAGGCCUGUCAUACCAGAGCACAGACAACAGCACCUCUGAACACAGACCUGUACUGUACGUGGAACACAGAAAUCUUAAUCCAGAGACAGAGUUGAAGAGGUAUUUUGGAGUUCGAGCUGUUCUUGGAGACCAGAGAUCAAAACAGAGACAGAGGCAGUUUCAUCGGUGUACUUGGAUGACUGUUUUUAAAGAAACAUGGCCCCGCUUCAGUCGACCAGGUAUCUCUAUGAGUCUAGUGGAGUCUAAAGAUGGCAUUCAGCACUUCACGUUUGAACAUAAUCGUGACUAUCAGCAAGUCCAGUUCAAGUUUUUUGAUGCUGUCGAGUCAAUGGACCCCAAUAACUUUGUGGUUCUUCUGCAAUUUAACCCAUAUCAUAUUGACUCACUUCUGCAGCUGUCAGAUGUAUGUCGCAUGCAAGAAGAUCAAGAGACUGCCAGAGAUCUUAUUGAAAGGGCCUUAUAUUGUUUUGAGUGUGCAUUCCACCCUGUGUUCAGCCUGACAUCAGGAAUGUCUCGACUAGACUACAGCAGACCAGAGAACAGGGCCUUUUAUUUAGUGCUGUUCAAGCAUAUGUUAUUUCUGGAGAAGAGAGGUUGUCCACGUACAGCCCUGGAGUACUGUAAACUGAUUCUGAGUCUGGAUCCAGAUAAUGACCCUCUCUGCAUGCUGCUGAUCUUUGACUUCCUGUGUCUGCGCUGUCGUGAGUACACGGCCCUCAUCCGACUCUAUGAGGAAUGGGAGGUCCAUCGAAAUCUGUCGCAGCUGCCAAACUUUUCUUUUUCUGUAGCUCUUUCCUACUAUCAUCUGAGCCGGCAGGAAGACAUUUCACCUGUGGAGAGCCAACAGCUAAAGCAGAAAUCCAAUUUAUUACUGCAGAAUGCUCUCAUCAUGUUUCCUGGUGCACUCAUGCCCCUUUUGGACUUAUGCACAGUUCAGCCUGAUGCUGCGGUGUCUUCUCACGCAUUCUUUGGGCCAUCAAGUCAAAUUGGGCAGCCUCCUGCACUCUCAGAGUUGGUGUCCCUAUAUGUGGGUCGCUGCCAGAGCCUGUGGAAAGAGGCUGAGCUUAUGCUGUGGUUGGAGGAGAAUGUCAGAAAAGUGCUAACGAGGGUUGACUCGCAUGAUUCUUACGUGGACGACUGCAAAAACAAGAGGAAGCAGAGAUACCAGAGUGCUCCCCGGAACAUCCAUAGACAUGUGCUGAUGUCUGAGAUCAAGGAGGCAACAGCCACUCUUCCUUUAGAUGUGACCACACAGCCAGGAAUGAGUUUUGAUCCUCUCCCUCCGCUGGACUCCAUUGUGUCUUACAUCAGACCGGAAAGGCAGAACAUGGGGGCCUCAAAUGAAAGCACAUUAUCUUUGUUUUUCCGUUCGCUGCUACCAAACUUCAACCUGCAGAGACCAGAAGACAGACAGGAAGUUGCACGUGCUGGGCAUGAAUUGAACCAAGAAGUGAAUAGACUCAUGGUGGCCAUGAGGGACAUGUUGGCUAAUAUCCAGUUUCGUGAACCUCAGUGGGAAGACAACCAUGACAGGGACGAGGAGGAAUGGGACUGACAGUUCUGAGAAACCACCCAUGAAAUUGAGCGACCAUGUUUAGUAGACUGUGACAGUCAGCAAGAAACAGUUUAAAUUAUGAUAAAAAAUGUUUUAGUAAUUCUGUUUUAGUAAUUGUUAAAUGUUCACUUUAAGGUUUUGUGUUUGUCUAAGGUGUUGGGGUGCAACAUUAACACUUUGUGAUGCUAAAGGUUGAGAAAUCAGUUAAUUUCUGUAAACAAGCACGACAGCUUCAACUACGGCAUUUCUGAGUUAAUAGUAAGUUCAUUAAAAAACAUUUUCUUGUUCUUGA